CUGUCAAUGCCAUUUAGAUAAUAUAAAAAAAUCUGAGGUUACACGUUUUGUAAAAAUUGAAACAGUAUUUUUUCUAUUAAUUCUUAUGAUAUUUCAAAGCUCUACUUAGAAAAGUUACGUUGCUAGCUAGUGAAAUUGUAAAAGGAAUAAUACCGCUUACUAUGUUGAAGUUGAACGGAUUCAGUUCGAAAAUUAGUGUAAUUUUAAAUAAAAUCUCUUUACCUCCGCUGACGACAUCGGCGAGGUUCGUCUACACAAAACAUGAUCUAUCCAAAGUUCUGAAAUGUCAAGAAAGGGCUGAUUGUUGCUGCUUAGCUAAAAGGACGUCGCAUUCGGAUCUACCAAAGCCGGAUUUCGACAAGUACAGGCGUCCUUCUACGGAAGAACCGGACGACUGCUCCAGUGAAAGUUCGUACCACAGGCGUAUCAGCAGUUACAUGCCGGUCGCUGUCAUGUUCACGGCUGGGAUGUACGCGGCGAAAACGGCCGGUACGAUGUUCUUGACUUCGAUGAACCCAAGUGCCGACGUCCUCGCGAUGGCUCAGCUUGAGCUCAAACUCAACAACAUUGCACCAGGUCAAAUGCUGACCACGAAGUGGAGAGGAAAACCUUUGUUUGUACGGCACAGGCUGCCCGAAGAGUGGAACAAAGAAAGGGCGGUGCCGCUCUCUAUGCUAAGAGAUCCGGAAAAAGACGAGGAUAGGACUAAAAAGCCCGAAUGGCUAGUCGUUAUUGGCGUCUGCACACAUCUCGGGUGCGUGCCCAUAUCAAACGCAGGAGAUUACAACGCAUUUUACUGUCCGUGUCAUGGCUCUCACUAUGACUACUCCGGAAGAAUAAGAAAAGGACCGGCGCCGACAAAUUUGGAAGUGCCAAAAUACGAAUUUGUCAGUGAGAACGAAAUACUCGUCGGAUAAAACUAAAUUCAACUAUUUGGUUUCCUUGUUGAAGUUUAAAAAUAAGGUAUAAAUUAGUAUCAGCUAGGUGUUUUCUUCCCGCCUGCAAAAACACCAGUAUCAACCGGCACAAAUGUAAUUUGAAAUAAACUUUUUUUUUUAUAAAGUCGUUUUUCAAAGAGGAUUUGGCAUCGAACGAAAUAAUAACGCCUAGCUUCGGUAGAUUGCCAUAAAUGGAUUAACGCCUCGGUCAAAGUUGUAAGCUGUCCACAAAACCGGGAUCGCCGGGGGCUGCGGUCAGCGGAAAAUUGCAAGGGCCGGCCAAUGUAAUUAUACACCUCCUAAUUAACUUUACCACGGUCAAAGCAAACAAUGCAUGUUAUGUCAUGGUCGGGACAAGAUUGUUUUUCGCCCAUCGAGGAAUUUGGACUAAUAACGGCGAGUAACUUUCACUCCGAAUUCGCAGUUUAAAAAAAUAUAUCUAUUAAAAGUAA
Cimex lectularius (bed bug) is the source of this 1390-nucleotide messenger RNA. Its product is annotated as cytochrome b-c1 complex subunit Rieske, mitochondrial-like. The coding region runs from base 162 to 917 and encodes 251 amino acids. The record is from RefSeq and is a predicted model, not a curated record. Gene Ontology annotation, biological process: mitochondrial electron transport, ubiquinol to cytochrome c. Gene Ontology annotation, cellular component: membrane. Lineage: Eukaryota; Metazoa; Arthropoda; Insecta; Hemiptera; Cimicidae. The transcript is spliced from 5 exons. Gene Ontology annotation, molecular function: quinol-cytochrome-c reductase activity; 2 iron, 2 sulfur cluster binding.